Messenger RNA from Spinacia oleracea (spinach), 967 nucleotides. RefSeq lists its product as uncharacterized. The coding region runs from base 185 to 508 and encodes 107 amino acids. The transcript is spliced from 3 exons. Lineage: Eukaryota; Viridiplantae; Streptophyta; Magnoliopsida; Caryophyllales; Amaranthaceae. The record is from RefSeq and is a predicted model, not a curated record.
UAGCUUUCCACCUAUCACGACAACUAUCAUACAAAGCCCCCUUAUUCCCCCUUCACCUGUGGAUCGUAAUUUCUCGUCGGACGGUUCCCGUCAAUUUUAAAAACGCCGACGUCAAUUACCCCGUCACAGAAGAGAAAUCCCACAAAAUUUCUGUAUUUUCGGAAGCGGCGUCUGAGAAACGGCGAUGAGUGCAGAGGAGGAACUUGAGAAGAGUGAAGCUCCACGGAGGCGGUUGUCCUGUACGCCUUGCUUCGACGCUCUCUGGUUUUGCUACUCACCGGUUCAUCAGUUGCAGCAAUAUUAUCGGGUUGGAGCUCUGGACAAUUGUUCAGGGAAGUGGAGUAAGCUCGUUGACUGCUUGAGUUUGAAAACAAAGAGUUCGGCUGAUUUGCAGGAAAUUUUGGAAACACGUGAAAAAGAAAAGCACCACAUUUGGUCUUUUAGGACACCAGAAGAAGCAGCUGCUAAAUGGCAACAAUGGUACGGACAUUUAGAUGAACCAGAGUAACUACUUCCUACUCUCUGCUAUUUUGCAAUUCACCUCCUCAAUUACUAGUUCGUUCCAGUGAUUUAACGACAGUGCCAUAUCAAGGUGGAGACUGCGUCCAUUUACAAGUUCAUUCUUCAUUAUUUCCCCUAAACAUUGCAAAAUUUCCUAUAUACUUGGUAUGAAUUACUCCGUAGGAUUGAAUUGUUUACUACUAACAAAGCUAUUGAACUGGAGGGUGUUAUACUUCAGAAUCAGAGAGUGUUACUUAGACAUGUGAGGUAAUCAAAGCAUAGUUUAUUGAAUAAGAGGAAAUCUUGUGAUUUGUUGCUGAUAAUUUGUUUUGCUAUGCCAAGGUCGCAAGUAUUGCGUUUCAGAACCUUCCUCCUUUUAUCUUCAUUGUAGUUAUACAUGUAAGUUUGGAAAUGUGAAUGUAUUGGAUGGUAAAUUCAAUGAAAAUGGUUCAAUUUUGUAGAGUAA